This is a messenger RNA of Kazachstania africana CBS 2517, 1185 nucleotides long. It is a transcript of the gene SKI8, whose product is annotated as SKI complex subunit WD repeat protein SKI8. Bases 1 to 1185 code for a protein of 394 amino acids. The transcript has a single exon. Lineage: Eukaryota; Fungi; Ascomycota; Saccharomycetes; Saccharomycetales; Saccharomycetaceae. The record is from RefSeq and is a predicted model, not a curated record. Gene Ontology annotation, molecular function: protein binding. Gene Ontology annotation, cellular component: Cdc73/Paf1 complex.
AUGUCGAAGGUUUUCAUCCCUGUUUCUAACGUCGGUAAAGCACACGAUGCUGACAUUUAUAGUGUCAAAGUAUUGAAAGGUUUCACGGUAACUGCAAGUGGUGAUGGUAGUUUGAAGUUCUGGUCAAAUAAGAAGAUAUAUCAAAACGAUUUCAAGACAUUGAAGGACGAUGUCCACGUAGAGUUUGUCGAUGCUACUGGUUUGCAUCAUGUAGAUUGCCUUACAGUGAAUGAUAUGUUAGGGAAUGAUGCUUUAACUGUGAAUAUUAUCUCAACUGUAUCUUUCAAUGGAAUAAUUCAUUUCUAUCAAUUUGUAAAUGAAAAUUUAUCUACUUUGAAGAAAAUCAAAUUACUCAAUCCAGAAGAAAUUAAAAUCCAUUCCUUCUGGUCGUCCCUGUGGGUGAAUGGUAAUAAUGACCAGGUUGUUUCUGAUAGGUUAAUAACGAGUGAUAUUAAAGGUAACACUAAUAUUUGGAAAUUUGAAUUAUAUAAAGACGAAACAAAAACUGAAAUUGAGCCACAUCUAACGUAUCAAGGUGAAAUAUCGUCGAACGAGCCGGUCGUUGCAACUUGUGUGGAUGCAUCAGCAAAGAGAGGUUUGAUUGCCACUGGAUUUGCAAAUGGAACAGUGGUUGUAUCUCAAUUGAGUACUUUAAGGCCGUUAUACACUUUUGAAUCCAACUCCUCGAGCACUGUCAAUUCAGUAAGGUCAUUGAAGUUCUCACCUUUGGGGAACCUAUUAGCAGUUUCAAACGAUUUUGGUUCAUUUGGUUCAAUUACACUUUACGAAACAGAAUUUGGUGAAAAGAUUGGUAACCUUUCUAUUCCAACGCAUUCUGGUCAAAAAUUAAUUAGCGGUACUACUUUUGCACAUAACGGGUGGGUGUUUAACCUUUCGUUUAAUUCUACAGGUGAAUUUUUGGCCACCUGUGGAUACGAUAGUAAAGUCAGAGUGUGGGAUAUCAAGUUAAAGGAAAGGGUAUCUACUUUGAAUCUUUCUGCAAACGAUAUUGAAAUAGAGGAUGAUAUCAUGCUACAUGAUGAGAAUGGUGAUUCUACUAAAUUCCCGCCAAUUUUUGAUGUUAAAUUCAUUAAUAAAGGUAUUAUUAACGACACGAACGAAGGUUUAUGUUGCGUUUGCAUGGAUAGAAGUAUAAGAUGGUUUAGAGAAGCUGGUGGUAAUUGA